Camelina sativa (false flax) is the source of this 596-nucleotide messenger RNA. The record is from RefSeq and is a predicted model, not a curated record. NCBI's taxonomy places the organism in Eukaryota, Viridiplantae, Streptophyta, Magnoliopsida, Brassicales, Brassicaceae.
GUCUUUCUGCUGUUGAGAUUGAUGGUUACUGGAGGGUUAUUGAUGAGAAUUACCUAGACGUGAUUCUGAGAAUGCUGCUUCAUAACUGUGUUCUGAAUUACUGGUCUUUUGAUGAUCUCGAUGAAGAUGAAGUUGUGAGUGCGUUAGUAGCUGAUGAGUUUCCUAGUAAGCUCGCGAGUCACUGCUUGCGCGUGUUUGCCUCUAGAGUUAAUAGUAGUGGAACUGGUAAGUGGAAGUUGGAACCGAGGCUUGUGUGUUUGCAUUUUGCUAGGCUGGUACUGAGAGAUGAAAAGAUGAGACUAGAGAGUUUCAUGGAAGAGUGGAAGAAGAAGAUUCCGGAUGGGAUGGAAGGAAGGUUCGAGAUGCUUGAAGGAGAGGUUUUAACAGAGACAAUAGGGAUCGAGACACGGGUUUACACAUUCAGCGUACGCUCUCUGCCUUCAACUCCAGCAGAGAGAUUUUCUAUACUCUUUAAACAUAGGUCAAAAUGGGAAUGGAAAGACUUGGAGCCUUACUUGAGGGAUCUUCAUGUUCCUAGGCUUUCUAUGGAAGGUUUGCUUUUGAAAUACACACGCAGAGCUCAGCCUAAAGCUGAU